Messenger RNA from Aspergillus caelatus, 888 nucleotides. RefSeq lists its product as uncharacterized. The transcript is spliced from 3 exons. The coding region runs from base 524 to 733 and encodes 69 amino acids. Lineage: Eukaryota; Fungi; Ascomycota; Eurotiomycetes; Eurotiales; Aspergillaceae. The record is from RefSeq and is a predicted model, not a curated record.
GUGGUCCGGGUGGUCCGGGUGGUCCGGGUGGUGGUGGUGGUGGUGGUGGCCCUGGCUUCGAGGGUGUCCCUUCGGUGCCCCCCAACCCGUUCACGGACUUUGCAACCUCCGGAGGCGAGAAGGGCCCUGUUAUCUAUGUCCGCAACCUGCCCUGGUCUACCUGCAACGAAGAUCUGGUCGACCUGUUCUCGACUAUUGGAAAGGUAGAUCGUGCGGAGAUUCAGUAUGAGCCCAAUGGUCGCUCUCGCGGCACGGGUGUGGUCCAGUUUGACAACGCAGAAACUGCAGAAACUGCGAUUGCCAAGUUCACCGGUUAUCAAUACGGUGGCCGUCCGCUCGGCAUCACUUUCGUCAAGUACAUGAAUGCAGGUGCUGGCCCCGGAGACGCCAUGGAGGGUGCCGAGCCCACUGGCGGUAUCACACAAGACCAGAUCAUGUAAUAGUAUCGUAUUCUUUCCUCCUUUCGACGGACCGAUGAGGUCGAAAAGUUUGCGAUGUAAUUACUCCCCGGUCAAAUGAUUCCAUGACCAAAUAUUCGUGUGGACGCGAUGAUGCUAUUCUACCGUUUUUGAUGCCUCUGCUUUUGUCUUGUUUGUUUUCUUCUCUGGCGAUCUGGUUCUGUGGGACAAAUCGGACCUUGAUUCUGCUUGCUUUAUGUUCUUCGGGUGAGUUUGUGAUUGAUCAUGGUCUGGCUUUGCUCUGUAUCCCACAGCUUGGGUGGGGUUUCCACUAGAAGAUUUCGGUUCUGGAGAGGCUCCUUACUUCAUUUUCGAGUUGGCUUUGGUAGAAAUUGCAAUACCCGGUCGUUUAGUGUUACGCCAAUGCCAAUAUUCUCGCCGUUCGCGGUCUUAGUUUUUUUCCAAUUAAUCGUUCACAUUACCCCUGCUA